This is a messenger RNA of Helianthus annuus (common sunflower), 766 nucleotides long. RefSeq names its product PR domain zinc finger protein 5. The coding region runs from base 201 to 662 and encodes 153 amino acids. Gene Ontology annotation, molecular function: zinc ion binding; nucleic acid binding. The record is from RefSeq and is a predicted model, not a curated record. Lineage: Eukaryota; Viridiplantae; Streptophyta; Magnoliopsida; Asterales; Asteraceae. The transcript has 3 exons.
CAACAAACAUAAGAAAACAUUGUUCAUACGAUGUUGUCCUUUGGACACCUUUCGACUGUAAUGCCACCUUUGCCUCUGCUAACACUAUACCCAACUUCAAAAUCACUCUUCAAUUUGAGCCCACAUACCAAAAACCUUGAAGAUCUCAAACUCAUCGACACAUCCACUCUGCAAAUUAUCCAUCAGAUCACGUAGUGAAGAUGGAGGAAGAGAUGAUUGCACUGCGUAAUGUAAUGCCAGUUGAGCUUGCUAUAAAAAGAGAAAUGGAAUAUCGGGCUAAAAUUGAGCUCAUGAAGAACGGGCGUCUUGUUAACUUAAAUCCGUUGGUACCUUCUCAGGUGCAUCCCGCAAGCCAUGCAACGUUAAAGAGAAAAGAGCCGUGUUCAAGUAGCACAUCACUAGAAAGGCGUUCCAUCGGGCUCGUUUGCAAGAUUUGUCAGAUGACAUUCAAUAGCGUUAAUCAACUAAAGCAACAUUCGAAUACUAUAAAGCACAAAGGCAAUGUACUGCAGUUGAAAAAACGGGGUCAAAACGUUAGCACCCCGUUUUUAUGUGAGCUUUGUAACUCAUCGUGCUCGAGUGCGGGUAUAAUGGAUGAUCAUCUUAGAGGCACAAAACAUGUUACCCUCCUGCAAGAGUUUGCUGCAAGUUUGUACACCUGAUUGUGUAAAUUAAUGUGAUUCUGAGAUUUAUAUGUGAUCUGUAGACUGUUAGAUGUUUAAAAAAUGGACUUUAUGGAACCAAUGGAACUUGGUUUUUUAUUUUA